This is a messenger RNA of Zootoca vivipara (common lizard), 6345 nucleotides long. RefSeq names its product myosin IE (gene MYO1E). Gene Ontology annotation, cellular component: plasma membrane; cytoplasm; myosin complex. Gene Ontology annotation, biological process: glomerulus development; actin filament organization; endocytosis. NCBI's taxonomy places the organism in Eukaryota, Metazoa, Chordata, Lepidosauria, Squamata, Lacertidae. The record is from RefSeq and is a predicted model, not a curated record. Gene Ontology annotation, molecular function: ATP binding; actin filament binding; microfilament motor activity.
CCUCUCGCGCCGGCUCCAAAGUUCCCUCAGGACUCGGCGGCGGCGGCUGGCUGUGUGAUGGCGCGGGCGCCCCGCCGGCCUCCCCACCGCCGCGCUCGGGCCGGAGCGCCUUGAGCCCAGCCUGCCAGUGAGCGAGACAGCCGGAGCCGGAGCGCAGCCGGCCAGCCAGCGAAUCAUGGGGAGCAAGGGGCAUUACCGAUAUCACUGGCAGAGCCACAAUGUCAAGCACAGCGGGGUGGAUGACAUGGUCCUUCUCUCCAAGAUCUCAGAAGAUUCCAUUGUGGAGAACCUCAAGAAGAGAUACAUGGAUGAUUACAUAUUUACAUAUAUUGGAUCAGUGCUGAUCUCUGUGAACCCAUUCAAGCAGAUGCCAUAUUUUGGAGAGAAAGAAAUUGAAAUGUAUCAAGGAGCUGCUCAGUAUGAAAAUCCACCACAUAUCUAUGCUCUAGCGGACAAUAUGUACCGAAACAUGAUAAUUGACAGAGAGAACCAAUGUGUCAUCAUCAGUGGUGAAAGUGGUGCUGGGAAGACUGUGGCAGCUAAGUACAUCAUGAGUUACGUCUCCAAAAUAUCAGGAGGAGGUCCAAAAGUGCAGCAUGUGAAGGACAUAAUUCUGCAGUCUAAUCCCCUUUUGGAAGCCUUUGGGAAUGCCAAAACAGUUCGGAACAACAACUCCAGUAGAUUUGGAAAAUAUUUUGAAAUCCAGUUUAGUCCAGGUGGGGAACCAGAUGGAGGCAAAAUAUCCAACUUCCUGCUGGAGAAGUCACGGGUGGUCAUGAGGAAUCCUGGAGAAAGGAGCUUCCACAUUUUCUACCAGAUGAUUGAAGGUGCCUCCACUGAGCAGAAAUCCAGCCUUGGCAUCACCAGCAUGGACUAUUACCACUACUUAAGCCUCUCAGGAUCCUACAAAGUGGAGGAUAUUAAUGACAAAUCUGAUUUCCAGGAAACUUUGCAUGCCAUGAAUGUGAUUGGGAUCUUUGCUGAGGAGCAGGCUUUGGUGCUGCAGAUCGUGGCUGGAGUCCUUCACCUGGGCAACAUCAGCUUCAAAGAAGUCAGCAACUAUGCAGCUGUGGAGAGCGAGGAGUUCUUGGCAUUCCCGGCUUUCCUCCUGGGAAUUAACCAGGGCCGACUCAAGGAGAAGCUGACCAGCAGGCAGAUGGACAGCAAGUGGGGCGGGAAAUCGGAAUCCAUCAACGUGACCCUCAAUGUAGAGCAAGCCUGCUACACCAGGGAUGCCUUAGCCAAAGCCCUUCACGCCAGAGUGUUUGAUUUCUUGGUGGAUUCAAUUAAUAAGGCUAUGGAGAAGGAUCACGAAGAAUAUAAUAUUGGUGUCUUGGACAUCUACGGCUUUGAAAUAUUUCAGAAAAACGGGUUCGAACAGUUUUGCAUCAAUUUUGUUAAUGAAAAGCUGCAGCAGAUCUUCAUUGAAUUGACGCUGAAGGCAGAACAGGAGGAAUACGUGCAAGAAGGAAUACGCUGGACACCCAUAGAUUACUUCAACAAUAAAAUUGUGUGUGACCUCAUAGAAAAUAAAGUGAAUCCUCCAGGCAUCAUGAGCAUCCUGGAUGAUGUAUGUGCCACGAUGCACGCUGUGGGUGAAGGGGCCGACCAGACCCUGCUGCAAAAGCUCCAGAUGCAGAUUGGGACUCACGAGCACUUCAACAGCUGGAACCAGGGAUUCAUCAUACACCAUUAUGCUGGAAAGGUGUCCUACGACAUGGAUGGAUUCUGUGAGAGGAACAGGGAUGUUCUUUUCAUGGACCUGAUUGAACUCAUGCAAAGCAGUGAACAGCCUUUUAUAAAGGCUCUGUUUCCUGAGAAUCUCCAAGCUGACAAGAAAGGCCGACCCACAACAGCUGGUAGUAAAAUCAAGAAACAAGCCAAUGACCUUGUUGGCACCCUGAUGAAAUGCACGCCCCACUACAUCCGUUGCAUCAAGCCGAAUGAAACAAAAAAGGCUCGAGACUGGGAGGAAAGCAGGGUAAAGCACCAAGUGGAAUAUCUUGGGCUCAAAGAAAACAUCCGAGUGCGGCGAGCGGGUUAUGCCUAUAGGCGAGUGUUCCAGAAAUUCUUACAGAGGUACGCCAUCCUGACCAAAGCAACCUGGCCUUCCUGGAAAGGGGACGAAAAACAAGGGGUUCUCCACCUCCUCCAUUCUGUCAAUGUGGAUUCUGACCAAUAUCAGCUUGGGAGAACAAAAAUCUUCAUCAAGGCACCAGAGUCUCUGUUUUUGCUGGAAGAGAUGCGGGAGCGGAAGUACGAUGGCUAUGCACGGGCCAUCCAGAAGGCAUGGCGGAAAUACGUGGCCAGGAAGAAAUAUGUACAGAUGAGAGAAGAAGCCUCUGACCUGCUGCUGAACAAGAAGGAGAGAAGGAAAAACAGCAUCAAUAGGAACUUUGUGGGUGACUACAUAGGCAUGGAGGACCACCCAGAGCUGCGGCAAUUUGUGGGAAAGCGGGAAAAGAUCGAUUUUGCUGACACUGUCACCAAAUACGACAGAAGGUUUAAGGGCAUCAAGCGAGACCUCAUCCUCUCCCCGAAGUGUGUGUACCUGGUUGGGCGUGAAAAGUUGAAGCAAGGCCCAGAGAAAGGCCUGGUGAAAGAGGUGCUCAAGCGACGGAUCGAGGUGGAAAGGAUUCUCUCAGUUUCACUAAGCAUGAUGCAGGAUGACCUCUUCAUCAUUCAUGAGCAAGAAUAUGACAGUCUCCUUGAGUCAGUCUUCAAGACGGAGUUUCUCAGCCUUUUGUCGAAGCGCUACGAGGAGAAGACACAAAGGAGGCUACCUCUCAAGUUCAGCAAUACGCUUGAAGUGAAGCUAAAAAAGGAGAACUGGGGGCCCUGGAAGGCUGGUGGGUCCCGCCAGGUGCAGUUCAGCCAAGGCCAGGGAGACGUGGCCAUUCUCAAGCCAAGUAAUAAAGUGCUGCAGGUCAGCAUCGGGCCUGGACUCCCAAAGAACUCCCGCCCCACCAGAAGGAAUGUAACCCAAGGCAGGAGCUGUUCCAGCAGAACCACACAGGGCCAGCACUACCCUAUGAGGGCCGCACCGCCUCCCCCUGGUCUUCAUCAGAAUGGGGUGAUAAAAAUCCCACAACACACACCCCACCCUCAAGGCCUUGUGAGCCAGCGAGCCAGCCAGAGAAGCCUGUACACAAGUAUGGCGCAGCCCCCAUUGCCUCAGGUCUUGGGUGGAUCAGAUCGAAUUUCCCAGCAGCCAGACAGCUUGGACUUCCUCAAGGUCCCAGACCAAGGGGCGGCCGGCGUUCGCAGGCAGACUACAAACCGGCCCCCACCUGCAGGAGGCAGACCCAAGCCACAGCCGAAACCAAAGCCUCAGGUACCCCAGUGCAGGGCGCUGUAUGCCUACGAUGCUCAGGACACAGAUGAACUCAGCUUUAAUGCAAAUGAUGUUAUUGAUAUCAUCAAAGAAGAUCCCUCAGGCUGGUGGACAGGCAGGUUAAGAGGGAAAAAAGGACUCUUCCCAAACAAUUAUGUGACCAAAGUAUAAUCCUGCAGCCCCCUCAAGAGGCCCUUGCGACCAUAAAGGUGCUGUCAGUUGUGCUUUUCCAACUGCUGUGGUCUCCUUAUAAAGCUACAGUUCUGUGCAGCAUUGAUAACAGGCAGCAGUCGUUCCAUCAGUGAAACUGAAAGGCAAAAGAUGGAAGACGGGAAAGUCCCCAUGUUUACUCUCCAAAAAGCCAAAGCCGAUGUGUCAGCUGCCCAUGAAACCAAACCAAGGAAUUAUUUAUUUUAUUGAAUGCUUUUUUCUCAUGAAGGAAGAGCGUGUUUAAAUUCCAUUCUUUUUUUAAAAAUGCCUCAAAAUAGCAAGGUGCUCUGUGAGGACUUUGGAAGAGUUACAUACACACUUUUUACAAGUGCCUUUAGUUGCUCUGGUGACUUUCUUCUAAAUUAUGUAACAAAAUAAUGGCAUUAUUAUGCACAUUUCCUCUGUUGAUGACUUUGCGGAGGAUCACAGUAAUAAGUUAUGCUGCUACCUGCCUUAGAAUAGUAGGAUUCUAUUUCUUCUUGGACUCUUGUCAUUCUCUUCCCCUGAAGCAUGUAUUUUAAAAGGCCUCACAGCAAGCUUGACCAGGUUUACUUGGGAGCUACAAUGAUUCUGCAAGGGCACUGCGACCAAAGAAAGGCAACCUUGUAUGCUGUAAAUGGUUUGCAUUUAUGUUGACUUGUUAAUGUGGCUGGCCCAUGUUGGUUUUUAUUAUUGAUGCAUCUGUGGGGGGGGGGGCUUCCCAAGGAAGCUUUGUGCAUUUAAUGAAUAGAACUUAAGAAAUAUACAUUUUAAAAAUGAAAUAACAGGCAAACCUGUAUGAAUGUACACAGCAGUAACCCACUGUACUUAAUGAUAAAGGUAGCUCAGUUAGCAUUUUGGGGCUGGGUACUUCUACCUAUGCACUAUUCUUUAAGGAUAAAGUCAGUGUUACAAAAGCUUGAUUAAGCCCAGCUGCCUUUCCCAUCAGCCACAAAAGCUGUUGCUUACCCAAUGCAUGUUAAUUUAUCCAUUCUCUUCUCAACCAUCAUCAAUAAAAACAUAGGAACUACCGCAGCAGUGUGGGGGCUUUUAUCGCAAGUGGGAAUUAUGCUCUUGUUAGUGAAAAGUACUGAUUAACAGUACACAUUGCAGCUGAAGCAUAAAAAGUGUUCCGAGAAAGAGACCGCAGCCUAGUGGCAGAGUGUCUGCUUUUGCACACAGGGGGACCAAGCCACAUUCAAUCCCUGGAGGUCUCAUCAAGGUGGUCAGUAGGAUGUGGCAGGUUCCACUUGCUCUGCAUCUUAUGGCUGCUGGCCCAUUCUCCGUGGCCAGGAGCCUGCCAGACUCUGCACCAACCUUGCCUUGUCCUGAGGGGCCUGCAGAUGGGGCCAGCUCCAGCCAACCUUCUCUUUGUACAGCAUUAGGGCUUUCCACCAUGACAGAUGCCUUGAGAAUAAAAACAUUCAUGCUGCUUUCAUGCAUAUUUAGCUGCUUCUGCUCCAGAACAAAUCUAAGCAACACCAGGAAGUUCUGUGCCAUAGGAGCUCUGCUCUGUCAAAUGUAGAAGAAAAAUGGAGCUCAGAAGCACGUAAUCUCAAAUCUAGCUGCAUCAAAGCACUGGAGCAGGAAGACAGAAGUGUUUUCAAGUGGCUUCCAGAAACGCUAAACUUUUAAAGGUAGCUGCUACCACCAGAAGUUCAACACACUCUGCCACAAUACAAGAUUUAAAUGCUACAGUCAGAAAUGCUAAGGAUGGUACCAACAAGCUUACAGAGAAAGAACAGCAGCAGCCCCCCCCCUGUCUAUCCCCUUCCCACAGCACCCUACAAUCAAGGCUCAGGCUGUAUUUACACACCAAGGGCAAGAGGACUAGGAGUGAUUGGGCACCUCCUUGUUGUUCAUGAGGCUUUGUUAAACUCUAAUUGUCCCAUUUUACCUAAACCUGCACACACAUGGAACAAUCCCCCCCAAACUAGGAUUUCAGGCCAUGGGUUUGACAACAUUGAAAACGAUGGCUUAACCAGCCUCCGGCCUUAGCAGUAAGGCUGCUUAAACUUAUUAGUAAAUGGUAGAGUAAAGCUAAGGCUUUGCCCAGAGCUUCUCAUUUUCAAGAAGCAAAAUAUUUCAAAUACUAUCCUUUAGUAAGGUACAGUGGAAUUCUUACUGAUGCACAAACACAAAACCAGCAGUAACUUACAGGUAUUUUAACACCAUCGGUUUCAGAUCUCCUGACCUAAACUGUAUAGAAGGCAAAUUGUAACAAGGUGUGAAAGUGGAAUGAAAAGCAUAAUUGCUUGUCAUUUAUUCCAGAUGUUUAAUUUUGGUUACAAAAAAUGUUGAAAAUGACCAAAAGCAUUUUCUCUUGGCCUGUGAAUGCCACUCUGGCUCAGUGCAUCAUUUUCAUUUCCGGGGGUGGGUGGGAGAGAGGGCGGCAGCAGAAGCUGCUUCAACCUGAAGUCUUAGUCAGUGUCUGGCCAAGAACAGCAAGUCAUUGUUGGCCAAGAAAACACACGGCAGUGAGGGGAGUGGGGACCACUUCUGGCUCCUGUGCAUAAGGAGAUGUGCAACAUUUUCAAGGCACUGAAAUGCUGUGGAGCAGAAACAAGAAAGGAAGCUGCCUCCUGGCCUUCUCUGGCUUUCACUUACCCUGGUAAGCCCAAGCAGCACAGUGAGAAGGCCAGCUAGAAAGAAUGAAUGGACUUGCAAGACUGCCAAACUAGCAAAGUGCUGCUCUACCUUGGGAAUACCAUUAAGACUCCUGCAUUUUGUUUUUGUAAAAGGACAUUUUUUUACAAUAUCUUUAUUAUGUACAAGAACAUGGAAUAUUAGUUUAAGAGAAACUGUAAGCAUCCACCUUAAAA